GGAGCCGAGGGCGGGGAGGCCGCGGGAGGGAGGUGGGGGGCAGGUGGGGGAACGCGGGAGGGAGCGCGGAGGAGAGCCGAGGCCAAGUGCAUUGUGUCUGGCGGCGGCGCGCGAGCCCACCGGCGGCUGCGGCGGGGCGGGAAGCCAUGGAGCCGCGGGCGCUCGUCACGGCGCUCAGCCUCGGCCUCAGCCUCUGCUCCCUGGGGCUGCUCGUCACGGCCAUCUUCACCGACCACUGGUACGAGACCGACCCCCGGCGCCACAAGGAGAGCUGCGAGCGCAGCCGCGCGGGCGCCGACCCCCCGGACCAGAAGAACCGCCUGAUGCCGCUGUCGCACCUGCCGCUGCGGGACUCGCCCCCGCUGGGGCGCCGGCUGCUCCCGGGGGGCCCGGGGCGCGCCGACCCCGAGUCCUGGCGCUCGCUGCUGGGGCUCGGCGGGCUGGACGCCGAGUGCGGCCGGCCGCUCUUCGCCACCUACUCGGGCCUCUGGAGGAAGUGCUACUUCCUGGGCAUCGACCGGGACAUCGACACCCUCAUCCUGAAAGGUAUUGCACAGAGAUGCACGGCUAUCAAGUACCACUUUUCUCAGCCAAUCCGCUUACGAAACAUUCCUUUCAAUUUAACCAAGACAAUUCAGCAAGAUGAAUGGCACCUGCUUCACCUGAGAAGAAUCACGGCUGGCUUCCUGGGCAUGGCGGUGGCCGUCCUGCUCUGCGGCUGCAUCGUGGCCACGGUCAGUUUCUUCUGGGAGGAAAGCUUGACCCAACACGUGGCCGGACUCCUUUUCCUCAUGACAGGGAUAUUUUGCACCAUUUCCCUCUGCACGUAUGCUGCCAGCAUCUCCUAUGAUUUGAACCGGCUCCCAAAGCUAAUUUAUAGCCUGCCUGAUGAUGUGGAACAUGGCUACAGCUGGUCUAUCUUUUGUGCCUGGUGUAGUUUAGGCUUUAUUGUGGCAGCUGGAGGUCUCUGCAUCGCUUAUCCAUUUAUUAGCCGGACCAAGAUUGCACAUCUAAAGUCUGGCAGGGACUCCACGGUAUGACUGUCCACACUUGAGUUCCCUGCUCAGUGGCCCAUCCACAAUGCAGACGGCUCCUGAGAGGAACGGAGUGGAGUUCAAGUCGGGAUCCCAAGCACAAGACGGUCUUUUUACAUUCCAACCUGUUGCCUGCCAGCCCUUUCUGGAUGACUGAUAGAAAAAAAUCAUGCAAAACCUCCAUACCUUUCUACGGACAAGACUACUGUGGAUUCAAGUGCUUUAAUGACUAUCUAUGCUUUGACUGUGAGACGGAGGAGGCGGUGCCAUGGAACAUUUCUAGGUUUAGAAAAAAGAGGAAAUUGCAAUGGAAAAAAAAAAUUUGUAUGGUUGCCAUUUAUUUCAGAAAGUUUGUAUAUAACAAUUACCUGAGAGUCAUUUCUGUUUGCUAAAGGAUUCAUAACAAAGCGAGUAUAAUUUUCUUGUCAUCGUUCCACGCUUGUUCAGUUUGAAUGCGGUAUCUUUGGAACUUGUCCUGAGGGUGUCUUGUUGUGUCAGCACCAAAUAUUCGUGCAUUAUUCGUGGGUGUUCUUUGUCAACAGGAAGAUUCCCCUUCUGUUGCCUUAUUUAUUUAUUUAUUUAUUUAUUUAUUUAUUUAUUUUCAACGGGCGUCCCUUCUCUGUCUUCGUACUGGAAUCCGGAUCCUAAGGGAGACAGAGCAACCGCGUAAGAGCUAAUCCGUGACACUAUGCAGUAUUGUUCGAUGUUUUACCUGUUGUUUAACCUCUGUCUCUUUCUGUUAACUGGAUUUCUGCAUUAAAUGGCUGCCCUCUUGUUAA
Mustela erminea (ermine) is the source of this 1813-nucleotide messenger RNA. RefSeq names its product transmembrane protein 178A (gene TMEM178A). Gene Ontology annotation, biological process: negative regulation of osteoclast differentiation; regulation of cytosolic calcium ion concentration. Gene Ontology annotation, cellular component: endoplasmic reticulum membrane. Bases 147 to 1040 code for a protein of 297 amino acids. The record is from RefSeq and is a predicted model, not a curated record. The transcript is spliced from 4 exons. NCBI's taxonomy places the organism in Eukaryota, Metazoa, Chordata, Mammalia, Carnivora, Mustelidae.